UCUGAGCUAACAGGAAACAUCCAUGUUAGUGAACUUCGGGAACAUAAACACAACGUCGUUUAUCCGUCAGCGUCUCUUUCGCGUUCAGCGACAGUCGCUGAAAGCAUCAAGUGUUUUUGGAGGAUAAAACCCUUGAAGUCGUCAGCGAGAGGCGGAAAGUCAAACAUGUCCGCCGAGCAGCGGAUGUUUCUGUCGCCCUCCUCUCCGUUCUCUCCGGCAGCGGUGGAGGGUCUCGGCGGUGUGGACCCUCCGAGCGGCCCGCUGGCAGAGAUGGACACCCUGAGGAUGUUCGUCACCGAGCGGCUGGCGGCGGCGGUGGACGACAUCCUGGGAGUGUUCGUGAAAACUGUGUCCCGGUACCGGGAGCAGAUAGACCGUCAGCGGCGGCAGCUGGACACCCUGAGGUCCGAGGAGGGCAAGUGGAGCCAGACAGCAGACCCUCUGCAGGCUUCCUCCUGGAUAAAAAAGUGUCCUGAUGACCAGAUCCAGCCGGACCACACCGACAGCACGGAUGAGACAGACGGCGGGGCCUCGGCUGCUCCGAUUAAAAUAGAAGUUGGCGGCUGUGGAGCGUCAGAAGCAAACUUUGAUCCAGCUGGCGGUUCAGAAGGAGCAAGUGAUGGCCGACUCCUCGCUGAAUGCUCCGAGACUGAAGACAGCGGAGACUACUGGAGAGAGGCUGCAGGACUUUGGAAACCAGAGGAGAUGGAAGAAGCAGAAGGACGAAGUUCCUCCCCGAGCACGAAGGUGAGGAGCUCGACUGAUCUGUCACAUCAGCUUCCGCCGGUCUUUAGUUGUAAAGUUUGCGGUGAGUCUUUCCAGCGAAUUAGUUAUCUCCUCACUCACGCUUCAGCACAUUUGAGUGACUGCGGCCUGUGCGGGAAACAUCUGGAGCAUCCCGAGAACCUGAAGCUCCACCUCAGAGUUCACAGAGAGGCGUCGUUCCGCUGCGGCGUCUGCGGUCAGAGCUUCACGCUGCGAGGGAACCUGAGGACGCACAUGAGGAUCCACUCGGGCGAGCGGCCGUACGGCUGCACCGUCUGCGGGAAGAGCUUCGGCAGGAGGGCGACGCUGGUGCGGCACAUCCGCAGCCACACGGGCGAGAAGCCGUUCAUCUGCACGUACUGCGGCCGCGGCUUCGUGGAGAAGGGCAACCUGACGGUGCACCUGCGGACGCACACCGGCGAGAGGCCCUACUGGUGCUCCAUCUGCGACCGGCGCUUCAGUCAGCUGUCCUGCUUCUACAAACACCCCUGUCAGAGGAGAGGCCUGACCACUGACUGCCCGACAAGGUGACGGAGAUCCUGCAGCAUUUCAAAAUAGACUUUUUUCAUGGGCGACAGGGUUGAAUCCAGCCUCCAGUAAGAAUCUUACAGCAUCAGAAUCGUUUCAGAGGCACCACAGAGCUGUGAGUGACGGCUGCAGCCUCUCAAAGUGUUUUUCUCCAUUCUGUAUUCCAGUUUCAGUCUUAGACUGUUCUUAACGACUCGUUUCGCUGAUGAUUUCAAGACGUUUAAAUUUAAAUUGUCAACUGAUCACAUCUGUCAGUAUUUCUAAUUAACAUGUUGAAGCUGAGCAGGAUGCUGAAGAGCUCACAGGGAAUAUUUAAAGCUUUAAGAAUGGUAAACUUUUGCUUCAUGACCUUUUACUUUUGAGGGGAAAAUGUUAAACCAAAGUGAGUGAAUGCUCUUAUAUUAUAUAUUAUAUGUUAUUAUAUUAUAAGUUGCUGCCACCAGUGACAUUUCGGCUAAUCUUCAGUCAAUAAAAACAACAGUGAAGAAGCACUUUGGUCGUAACUUUUUAAAGCUUUUUUAGUUUUGAUAGUCACAGAAAGUAUUGCUCUGACCUUUAAUAUGUUGAGAGGAUUUUGUCUCUGGGUUUAGACCUGGUCCUGGCACAAAGACGCAAUAAAGACUGAUGAUAAUUAGAUUUAGUCCACCCAGCCUGACAAAUCGAAACUCAGCUUCAAUAUCAAGACGUCUGACAGUAACCUGGCAGUGAUUUUUUUAUUCUAAUCUGGCCACACACUUAAAGUCUUCUCACACAUCCUGAAUCUAGAUUUGGAGCCAGGGUAAACGUGCAGCUGCUGUUUUGUCACCUAAAAAUUAAUUCCUGCUCAUGCAAUCCACUUUGGUGCCUCUGUAGUUAAAAAUAAAGCCACAUUAACUAACACUUAACUGGCCUGU
This is a messenger RNA of Chelmon rostratus (copperband butterflyfish), 2186 nucleotides long. Its product is annotated as zinc finger and SCAN domain-containing protein 2-like. Gene Ontology annotation, molecular function: RNA polymerase II cis-regulatory region sequence-specific DNA binding; DNA-binding transcription factor activity. The transcript has 2 exons. The record is from RefSeq and is a predicted model, not a curated record. Gene Ontology annotation, biological process: regulation of transcription by RNA polymerase II. The coding region runs from base 166 to 1296 and encodes 376 amino acids. NCBI's taxonomy places the organism in Eukaryota, Metazoa, Chordata, Actinopteri, Chaetodontiformes, Chaetodontidae.